This is a messenger RNA of Biomphalaria glabrata, 5529 nucleotides long. RefSeq names its product caspase-14-like. The record is from RefSeq and is a predicted model, not a curated record. The coding region runs from base 267 to 1541 and encodes 424 amino acids. Gene Ontology annotation, molecular function: cysteine-type endopeptidase activity. Gene Ontology annotation, biological process: proteolysis. Lineage: Eukaryota; Metazoa; Mollusca; Gastropoda; Planorbidae. The transcript is spliced from 10 exons.
GAUUGAUGUAGUAUCUGUAGAUAGACUAUAUUGCUACUGCCUGUAUUGGUCUUAUGUAGAUGUAUCUAUAUUAUGGUUUCCACAAAGUAGUCUAAUUCUAUUUAUAAAAAUAGGAAAAUCCGAAAUCAAACUCUCUCUCUCUCUCUCUUUCUCAGGUCUCUCUUUUUCUCUCCUAGAUACUUUACAUAGAGUUGAUAGACUCUAUGAUAGAGUCUUAGUACUACGGUAUACAAGCCAAGGCUGUUUUAUGUUGGUUUUGUCUCAACAUGGCUGCAGACUUUAUGAAAGAGUAUCAUCUUAUUGUAAAUGUAAUGAAUGCAUGUACUCAUGAUAUAUCUACGGAAGUAAAGUAUGCAUAUUUACAUCCACGUAUAGUGGACAUCUUUCCACCAAUGACUCUAGAUAGAGAGGAGGCUAAAGGCAAGGGAUCUUAUGACACAAUGGUCAAUAUUUGUAAUAGUGCUAAGCUUCUAUCUAAAGAAGAUUUUAUCAGAUUUGUUGAUGCCAUUAAUGCUGAUUACCCAAACAGAGCUAGAGAAAUUAGAAAAAAAUACCAAGAAUUGUCAGGGAACGAAUUGCCUCAUUUGCCAACUGCACUGGACACACAGGUACCCAUUCAGUGUUACCAAGACACGUUAAGACCCAUCCCAGAAACACAGCAACCUGUACUUGAGUCUGGGAUACCACCCAUAAAUGCAAGGCCACGGGUGCAGAAAAUGAUGGCAUCUAAUGAUGAAGAGACUUAUUCAAUGGACACCCAGCCAAGAGGAAUGGCUUUGAUCAUCAACAAUGUUAAUUUCAUAACAUUUUCUGAGAGAGUUGGCAGUGAAGAGGAUGUUAGGCACUUGUCUAGGAUGUUUGAAAAACUGAAAUUUAGCACUUUUACAGUAAAGAAUUUGUCAGCUAUGCAAAUGAAACAAGAAUGUACUAAGUUUUCUAAAGAUCGAAAUCUUCAAAAUGUCUCGGCUCUAUCAGUGGUUAUACUGACACAUGGCUCAACAAAUGAAUGCUACUUUGGCAUAGAUGGAUUGAUAGAUAAAGAUAAGAUACCAAGUAGGAACACCUACAUCACCAAGGCAGAGCUGGCUCAAAUCUUCAACUCAAGGAACUGUCCUUUAAUGAAAGAGAAACCCAAGCUGUUUAUUAUUCAGGCUUGCAGAGGAGAGGAUGAAAAUCCUGCUGAAGUUGAGUAUCAAACUUGUAAUGGUGAAAACAUGAAACCAGACAUUCCUGGCAGUGAGGUACAGGAGGACAUGCCUAUACAAGUUCCAUAUGUUGCACCUCGGGCUGACACAGCUGACAUGUGUUUUCUUCACUCAUCUUCUACAGGCUAUAGAGCAUAUAGAGAUGAAAUCAGAGGAAGCCCUUUUAUAGAAGAAUUAACAGAGCUUAUAAUUAAAUCCAAAGCAGCUGAUGAAAUUAAAAACAUUAUUCUACAGUUGCAAAGGGCAUUUAGUCAAAAAUGUUUGAUUAACUCAAAGAUGACAUUGCCAGAUUUUUCUACACAGUUGGUCAAAAGUUGGUACAUCAUUCCUGAAUGAAAUUGAAAGAAAAGUGGAAAGGUGUUAUAUAAAUAGAUUUCAAUUUCAAUAAUAAUGCUAUGAUUAUUUGUUGUUUAUAUUUUUUAAAAUGUUUAACUCUGUACAAUGUAUGUCUUUCAAAAAGUUAUUUUUUAGUACAUAGAUGGUCGCCUUGAAAGUCCCAGGUUUAUACCAUGCCAUCUGCCAUUCCCUGUCAUCCUGCAGGAAGUUUGGACUAGAAAGUAGAUAUCUUUAACUUUAAAGGAUCAUCCAAAACAUGACAAACAUUUGACAAACAUUAAUGUAUUUUUUUCUUUCAUUUCUUUUGUACUAUUUGGUAGCAUUUUAUUUUUGUGAAUAAUGUAAAACUAAUAAUCUUUAAUAAGCAGUUAAAAUAGUUAAAGUAAUUAUGAUGUCUUGUCAGUUAUAGAACUGGGACUAUAGCAGCCAUUGGAAACAAUAAGAUGACAUAGAAAACAUUCCUUUUUCCAUUUGCUAGGACAAAUUAGUACAUAUGUAAUGCCCCUUCUUCCCAAGGGCUAUUAGAGCAUGGAAUGGGUUGCCUGAAUCAGCCAGGAAAACCAAUGACUAGGCGGAAUUUAAGUCAUUGAUUAACAUGCAUGACUAGAUUGACCUAGGAACAUGCAAGCAUGUAAUCAUCUUCUUUUUUUUAAGUAUCGUCUGUAUUUCAUAAGAUAAGAUAAAACUUGUCUGUUAAUCGCUAGUCCCUCUUGUAAGAGACAGGCCUGAUUGACCAAGUAGUUAUGACAACUUGAGUGGUUAGUUCAAUCCUUACAGUUUUGAUUUUUGAAAUGGUUCCAUUUACUUGUCUCAAUUUACUUUAUGUUUGGCAAGUUAUGAAGGCUUUUUUUUAGCAGCCAGUGCAUUGGUUUGUAGAUAUAUUUGCAUUCUAUUACUUAGCUCUCAAAUCAUUCACUCACUCUUUGGUAUUUCUGUUUUUAUGGCUGUUUCCAAGGUUUUCUCACUCCCCCCCCCUCCAAAAAAAUAGCAGUAACAUGUGAAAAAAAAUGCAAUUUAAUUUAAUGCUAAAACAAUGGGUAGAAUAAACUCAUAAUUUGCUAUUCUACCUCUAAAUGAAAAAAAAAGGGUAUGGUACUUCAAACAGCAGACAUUUUAUUUUAAAUUAUUUGAUAAACCUGAUCAAUAUCAUUUUUUUCUAAAUAAGUGUAAAUAUUAAUUAUGUGCCAUAUAAAUUGAUAUUGAUUCUAAUCAUCAUAUUGAUAUUUAUGUUAAACUUCUAGUCAUCCAUUUAACUGUUAUGGAGGAAAUACACUGUAUUAUGAUAAUGUUGAUACUCUUUGCCUAGUGUAAUUAAAUGUUCACACCUUGUUACUGUAUAUUUUUUUUAUUAACUAAUGUCAACUAAAUAGUUACAGGCAUGUUAUGGACCCUGAUUGGUAUAAAUAUUCAGCUUAUUUGUUUAAAAUGAAAUCCAACGGCUUUGUUUUGUGAAAAAAUGGGAAUUCUAAGAUUGUGUAUAAUUAUUGUAAGAUAUCAUUUUUUGUUUACUUAUGCACUACUUAAAUUAUAAUACACUAAUUAUACAUAUGAAUUUUCAUUGAGUGCAAAGAUAUAAGAAAUUCGGUCAUUGUGCUGGCUGCCAGAUUUUAUUGUGUACAUACCUUGAGUAAUUUUCUACUAACAUUAAUAUAACAUUCAGACAAUAAUGAUGAAAAUGACUUGCUCAGCAGCACAGAAAUAAUUUGCUUUUCCUUUUGCCAAAUCUGAAAAUGUUCAUUUGACAGUGUCAGUUUUUAGAUUUUAAAAAAAUGAUUUUAAAUAACUAUAUUUAAUUUUAAUUUUAUAAGUGUUCUUGUGGAUGAAAAAACAAAUUGACAUAGUCACCUGUUUCAAUGGUCAACUACUAGCCUGUGUGCCAAGAAGCUUGCAUGUCAAAGUAAUUACUUAACCCUUCAAAAAUUCAUUAGCCACAUAUUAUGGCUUGACUUAAAGAGUUUUCUGACAUUCAUUUGGAAAUGAACAUUAUAUCUCUUAGCCCAAACCUCCUGCAGGAUGGCAGAGGGGUUCAAACCUGCGACCAUAGUGAAAACAGCAGUGCAUACUACAUGAUUAGGCAGCCAUCCUUUCUAACUGACCACUUCUAAAUUUGAAUGAGGAGAUAUAGGUGAAAAAUCCCCAAAAUACAAAAGGCUAAAAAAAAAAAACUUUUUUGAUAAGUUCCCUAAUCAGGAACUAGCUAAUCUAGGUAAAGGCUGAUGCAAAAUUUACAAUGUCAUUGUAAAAAGUGAGCUGUUCACAAAGUUAAGUUUUCAAUGUUGAGUUAGGCUUAUAGUAUUAGCAGGAUGGCUGUGUGCAGGACUGUAGUGCAGUUGCCUAAAUGGUCCUGGGUUCAUACCCUGCCAUCUCCCCCUUGUCCUGCGGAAGGUUUGGACUAGGAAGUACUUUAUCUCCAACUCUGAAAGAACAUCCCAAACAUGUAAAACAUUUUUACCUUCAAUGAGAGGUAGAGAGAUGAUAUAAUAGGGGUUUGAUUUAUGCUGUGUUGUAUUUAAAGCUUUUAUAAUGAGCAUAGAUGAGCUGGAAGUAUUGUAUUAACUUUAGAGACUUGUCAGCUUUGACUGGCAUAGUCAUAUCAUUUACUUCAUUAAGUCUACAUUUGUUUUGCUGAGCCAGCCGACUAUGGAGACAGCUGGCAAUGUGGUACAACUUGGCCUACAUUAAACUGUUUAAGAUUCACUAUUUUUAGUGAGAAUUUUGCUUGAAAGAAAAUACAGUCUGAAUGUUUAGAUUUCCACCUAUGACAGUGUAAUAUUAAUGAGCAUCUUUUAAAAGAUAUUACUUUUUUUUAUUCUGAGUCUACUGAUCUUAUGUAUUUUUUUUUCCCACAAUGUUAAGUAUUUUUCUUCACCUCUCUGUAAAUACUAAAAAAAAAAUCAAACUCUUAAUACAUACAUGCAUGUAAUAGACUUGUUGACUGUUUUUAGGGCAUUGAGAUAAAUUAUUGAUCAUGUGUAGUUCAAGUGAAAUUUAUGAGGAUGUGAUCACUUUGUUUUAUUUACAUUGUUAGUCAAAUAAAUCCAUAUACCCUGUAUUUUUAUUUUAAAUCCAUAACAAUAAACUAAAUAAAGAGUUAUUUCUGAUUUUAUUUAUUAUUAAUUAAUUAUUGCCUUAUCAUUGUCCCUUUACCAUUGCAAUGAACAAAAAAAAACACUUUAAUUUUAGAUACUUAAGUAAUAAAAAUAUUAUAAUAAUCAUAGAUAGAUUACAAUGAUUGCUUAAACCAUUUUUAAUUAUUUUUGUUUGGUAUCUUGAACACGGGAAAGAAAUUGUACUUGACAGAUAUAGGGAGAUUUAUAAGUCUAGAUCAAUGAUACAUACAAUUACAUGACUGAUCCAAACUGAUACAAUUACACUUAAUAUACCAAGCUUUGGGUGUUGUUUUUUCAAAGUAUUCUUUUUUUUUGUUUUUUCUUGUUAAAUUUUAAAUUUAUUUUAACAUCAUUCAGACCAUCGUGAAAUGUCUUGUAAUUUUAGUGUGCCAAUUAAAUUGUAUUUGGUUUUUAAAUCUGGAUACUUAUCUUACUUUCAACUACCAUGGAAGGAUGCAAGCAUCACAAAUAUAUUUAAUUAUAUUUUUUACAUGUACUAGAUGUUCAGGUAUUAGCCAAGCAAGAAACUAUCCUGACAAUAGAGUAUUUCUCUUAUUCUGACCAACUUCAUACACAACAGUCAUUCAAACUUUCUUGCUGUUAAUCAAAACACAAACUUAGAUGUUGACUUGACUAUACAAUAAAAAUCAUUUUAUUCCUGGCUGGACAUAAAUAAUGUUGACCACAGUUCUCAGUGGGUAAAGAUGACAAAGUCACAGCUCUACUUGGACAUCAUAUAACACAUUGAUGAUACUGUCUCUUAGUCCAAAACAAAAACCAUCAGGGGAUGGGGGAAAAGUAAAUAUUAAGCAAUAUCAAGAUUUCAAUGAAUUGGCUCAUUUAAGGGGAAACAAAUCUAAAGUUAAAAAAAAAUAAAA